Messenger RNA from Elaeis guineensis (African oil palm), 3151 nucleotides. The record is from RefSeq and is a predicted model, not a curated record. Lineage: Eukaryota; Viridiplantae; Streptophyta; Magnoliopsida; Arecales; Arecaceae.
CUUUCUGGGCCUCUUUGUUUCCUAUUGGGGUGUCUCCAAACCCUACAAACCCCGAACCAGCUCCGUCUUCUUCUCUCUCGGAGACGGAGAUCUUCUCCCGAAUUGGGCGGUUUAUAGACAAAUUCAGACCAGCGGCAUUUCACUCGAGCUGCUGGAAACCUUGGAUUCGAAGGUCAGUAAAGGGGAAAGCUCGAAUGUCUCGCUUCUAAUUUCCUUGAAUUUCUGAACUCUAGGAUUUAUAUCGGAUCGAAUCUCUUAGUUUUAUUUUCUUGGAUAAAUUAUGCUGCUGCUUGUGAAAGGAAGCCCGUUUUCCAGUCUUUUCCCAUUAAAAAAUCAGAAUGUUUCAAUAGUCUUCGUAUUCUACGGUGGAAGACCUUAAUAGCUGAAAAGACUAUAUUUCUAGAAGAAGUUGUCAUUUUGGAAUUAAACUGGUGUUCAGCAGGAUGGAUUUGAAACAGUUGAUUAAAACUGAUGCAGGUAUUGACUGGGAUUUCAUCUAAGUUUGAAUUCUUCAGGGGGCUUGGUAUCAUAUGGAUGAUGGUUUUUGGAAGACCCUAUAUCAGCUGAAAAGAUUGCGUUUUUGUACAUAAAGCUGUCAUCUUGGGGAUUGAACUUAAAAGUAUUCCUUCGGAUGGAUUGGAAGCAGAUGAUCCUAACUGAUGCAGGUAUUGAGUGGGAUCAAGCAGCCCAUGUUUAUGAGAGUAUAAUUGCCUGCGAGGACGAGACUUUCCAGGUGAAAGCCACUCUUGAGCUCGCCCGUCUCUCAAAAGAUGCACCAGAGCCUGUCUUGGCAGGCCUUGUUCCGAUUCUUGUCGACCUCCUUGGUGGCUCGCACUUUAUGAUUCAAGCUGCUGCUGCUUAUGCUUUGUGCUGCCUUGCUUGCAGGGCUGAUGCUAACUUGUGCCCUAGGAUUGGCCAAUUUGGGGCAAUCCCGCUAAUUCUAAGAUUGCUACCUGAGUCAAAUGAUUGCAUUCGGAGGACAUUGCUUAAAUGCCUUAGUGCCAUUGUUGCUUUUGACAGCCCCAAUCGGGUAAUUCUGGCAAGAAAUGGAGGGUUAGAAAUCAUUUUGGAUUUGCUUGCUACCUGCACUGAUUAUAUGAAGCGGUACUUGUUGGAGAUUCUCAGUGCAUUGGCAAUGUUGAGAGAGGUGAGGAGGGUUAUUAUAAACCUUGGUGGACUUCCCUUCCUCCUUGAAGCUGUAUCAUCUGGUAAAUUGUCCUCAAGAACCCGAGCUGCUCAGGGCAUUGGGUUGCUUGGGGUUGCUAGAAGAGUUCGGCAUAUGCUUGUAGACUUGGGGGCUAUUCCAGCACUUAUUCAAUUACUACGUGAUGGUGAUGCAUCGAGCAAACUAAUUGCUGGUAAUGCUCUCGGUAUUAUCUCAUCUCACUUUGACUAUCUUAGGCCGGUAGUUCAAGCUGGUGCUAUACCUUUGUAUGUGGAGCUGCUCAAAGGACCUGAGCCCCUUGGGAAAGAAAUUGCCGAGGAUGUCUUUUGUGUACUGGCUGUGGCAGAGGAAAAUGCUGUGUUGAUUUUGGAAGAGCUGGUGAGGAUUCUUCGGGGCAAUGAAGAACAAGUAAAAUCUGCAGCUGUAGAUGUCUUGUGGGAUCUUUCAGGGUACAAACAUUCCAUUUCAGUUGUGCGACAAUCAGGUGCUAUUUCACUUCUAAUUGAACUUUUACAAAAUGGGAAUGGUGACCUUAGGGAGAAAGCUGCAGGAACCAUUGCACAAUUAAGUUAUGAAGGAGUGAACAGGGAAGCUAUGGUGGAAGCUGGUGCUAUACCAGUCCUGAUUGAUCUGUUGAGAUGUGAUUCAGAGGAACUGAGGGAAUAUGCUGGGGAAACUCUGAUUAAUUUUGCAGAAGACCCGCUGUACCAUGAGAGAGUUUCUGGUGCUUUUGAAAUCCCAUCAUUCCUGGCCAUACAAGAUAGGUUAAGCAGAAUCCGUGCUUCUGAUGAGCACACGGUUAGGUCUUUGAGAUUGAUGAGCACUGAACAUUUCAUAUCGGACCCGGAACUAAUCUGACUUUUCUGAUGGUAUGGCAUGUGAUGUUACUGUGAUGUUACAGGUUCUUUGUCUUGUGUAUCAUAUCAACUGUCCACAUUCUAUAAUGGCUGUCUGUUUUUCACCUUCUAACAUUCUUUGUUUGAUUUCAUCUCUUUAGUGAGGAAGAUUAUGAUGAUACUGUUGGGUAACUUGGGUUGUGAUUAAUAUUGCUACAAUUAUGUUCAAGAUCACAUCCCAGCAGCAACAGGAAUGCAGACUUUAAUUAUCGCCUCAUUCUUAUUCAAUGGCCUGCUUUUCGGGAAGAUUUUGAUACCUGACUGGGAUAUGUUUCAUGUGAGAUUCAUUUCUGUGGGGCAGCUUAUUUUUCUUUUCAACCAACUAUAUCAGUAAGUGACAGUUGGUCUUUUUGUGCCUAAGAGUGAUUAUCCCACAGCUAUCUUCCGUGGUAGCAUGAGCAUUUGGGGCGUGUGGUGUCCACAUAAGGUAACUUGAGGGACAAAAGGACACUCAGCUAAGAUUUUUUCCGAAGCUCUAUUGUGUAUCUUGCUUAUCCUUCUUGGCAUGGUGGCAAGCCAGGGCUACAUGAAUUUGAAGUCCUUAAGAAGGUUGUGCUCACUGAUGCUUCAGUUUUAAGAGCCAGAUAUGCAGGCCGGCCUACUUGUGACUGUUUAUAUGAGGAUCCUGUCAUGGAUGGGAAAAGGUCAAAAUUUUCACCUUGAACUUAGUAAAUAGUUUUAACAUGCAGUUCUGGCAUGAUUAUCCCCUCAAAAAAAAAAUUCUGGCGUGAUUAAAGUUUUGAAAACUUCCAAUAUUUUGCUUUGCAAUCUGUUGAAGAUAUGGAAUAUGAACAAGUUUUGUGGAGUUAUUGGUAUGUUCAACUGCCACAUCUGGAUGCUGAUCAAUGAAAACACUAUUCCACUAUCAGAGGUGGCAACACAUUUAGAGGGAUUGAAAUAGUUUAUUGGGGGGGAUCUUGAAUUUAAUCCAUAUGAACUUCAUUAUCUGUAUUCAUUUUUGUGAAAUGGUUGUAUAUUGUGGUUUCUUAAUCUUCUUUUAAUUGCGUCUUGUAAUUAUGAAUCUCGUCAAUCCAGUCUGGUUCUUACUGAUGGCCUAAAUUUCGGUCGCAUAAGAAUUUCCUUGCCCUCA